This is a messenger RNA of Closterium sp. NIES-65, 912 nucleotides long. The record is from the annotation of a GenBank genome assembly. NCBI's taxonomy places the organism in Eukaryota, Viridiplantae, Streptophyta, Zygnematophyceae, Desmidiales, Closteriaceae.
AUGAUGGUAGUUAGCGGGAUGAGGCGUAUGAGCAGUGAGGUGGUGCGACAGACGCAAAAGCCACAGGAAACGGUGAUCCUCAGCGACAGAUGCGCGGAAAGACUGGCUGAGAUUAUUAAAGAGGAAGGGCGUGACGUGUGUUUAAGACUGACCGUGGAAGGAGGUGGCUGUUCUGGGUUCCAGUACAUCUUCACUCUGGAUGACAAGGUCACUGCUGAGGAUAGCAUUUUCGAGCGUGACGGAGUAAGGCUGGUGGUAGACAACGUAUCUCUGCUUUUUGUGGACGGCGCCACUGUGGACUAUACUGACGAACUCAUUCGUUCUUCCUUUCAGGUGAUCAGCAAUCCCAACUCUGCUUCAUCGUCGCCCGCUGGAGCUGGCGCUAAGGCGGUCUCUGCCCAGCAGAAGCGACAAACCAGCCAACUGGUGUCGUGCAGAUGCUCAGGCGUCGAGGCAUCCGCAUCCCUCCGAUCACGCUUGAGCCUGCAAUCGUCGUUCAAGGGCGAUGCUCUUGUGGCUCUUCCAGUUCGCGCUGUCAGCAAGCGAUCCUCCGAGAGGCUCGUGGUGGUGGACGAGGCCGUCGUGCAGUUCAUCCGCGGCGUCAACGAGCAAACCAUUCCCGAAGUCCGACUCACGCGAUCUAGGGACGGCACCAGCGGCACGGCGACGUUUGUGUUCGAGCAGCCGUCAGUGUUCGACCAGCCCAGCGACCUGGGCGACAUCACGGGGCUCUUCAUGAUCGACGAGGAGGGCGACCUGCAGACGGUGGACGUGAGUGCCAAGUUUAUCAAUGGCAAGCCAGCUGGCAUCGAGGCGAAAUACAUCAUGCGCACAGAGAGGGAAUGGGACCGCUUCAUGCGCUUCAUGGAGCGGUACGCUGAGGCCAACAACCUGGGCUUCGUCAAGAAGUGA